This is a messenger RNA of Rubroshorea leprosula, 1360 nucleotides long. Lineage: Eukaryota; Viridiplantae; Streptophyta; Magnoliopsida; Malvales; Dipterocarpaceae. The record is from the annotation of a GenBank genome assembly.
AAACAGAUGCAGGCCUUGUAUAGAAUUGGGAAGGGUGAACCACCAACUGUUCCUGACUCUUUGUCAAAAGAUGCACGAGAUUUUAUCCUGCAAUGCCUACAAGUCAAUCCAAAUAAUCGCCCAACAGCUGCUCAGCUCUUAGACCAUUCAUUUGUGAGGAGGUCACUUUCUACGUCCUUAGGCUCAGCUUCUCCUUAUCGUGGCAGACGGAAUUGAGAGUUUCUUUCUGUAAAAAAAUUGGCUGGAAAAGUAACAGGUAAAACCUACAAGUCAUUCCUAUAUUUUGUGUUCCAGAAUUUCAUGUUGCCCCUCAAUCCAUCCUUGGAAACGAAUAGUGAAAGAUGCAGAUAUAAACAAUGCUGUUGUUUGCAAGUGACAUUUAUUUGAGGGAUCUCUCAUUUUCUUGGCAAUUAGAUAGGAGAUACUUAGGAUGCCUGAAAGCACAUCUGAAUAUGGUGGAUGAUAUGGUAUCUAAUGUGCAUGUGUUGACACAUGGAGUGAAUUGACCCCCUUAAGAUUUAGUAUGGAGCCUUGUUUUACAAGAUCUCAUUUCAUGUUAUUUCUUAUUGGUGCAAAUGCAUUUGUGGUUGUAAUGAGCUAUGUGUUUGAUGAAGAAAGGAAGAUAAAACUGUCUUGUUGCAUUGUCUAGAUAGACUUUUCUUCUUCAGCUUCAACUUUCAAGAGCCCACGCAUUGGUAUUUGAUUAAAUGUACCUUAAGGCCGCUAAGGACAGGAUGAGUAUGCAUAUGUUGGUGCAGAAUUCUGCACCAGAAUGCUAAAUGCUCUCAAUUUGGUUGUUUUUACAUAAUGCCAGCUUGCUAGUGUUACACUUUCUUUUAUUUUAUUUUAUUAUUAUUAUUUUUUUUGGGUACAUCCGAGAAGAAAAGAACUAGAAUUAGAAACAAGAACUGAAGUAUAGGGUAGUACACCCCUUCCACAUCCCAAAUGGUUGUGGCCCCAGGAGCUCCAUGUCCCAACUAGCUUUCGCUUUCUGUAAUGUUAUUUGUUUUCCUCAUGUAGAUUUUUAAUGGGUGAAAUAUUGCAGGGCAAUGUCUGGUGAAAUUUGUUGCAACAAAAUCAGGUACCACGCUUUAUUUGUGUAUAUAUUUAUAUAUAUUUCUCAUUAUCGAAGCUGAAGUAUUAGUGGUAUUGUGGUGUUUAUUUAUUCAGCAUGGAUGUUCUCCUUUACUUUUGGUUUGGGAUGGAACGAGGUAGGGAUCCAGGUGUUAUGGGGAUUGGGGAACAGAGAUUUUAAUUAUUUAUUUACAUGAUGAACCCAAUUUUAUCCUAUUUUAUUCCUUUCAUAAAUAACGUUUUGUAUAUUAUUAUUAUUAUUUGUUAAAAAAUAUUUUAAAUUUUA